GAACGUAAUGCCCAUGCUGUUCUACACUCUGACUGCAGCUUUUUUGAUCGGCACACAGGCAGCUCCCAAGUCAGAGGACAAUGCUCCACUGGAGUUUCCUGCAGAACACUCCCUGCUCAGUACCUGGAGCGACCGACCCCACAUUGCCCAGGAGGCUCCGCAGACAUCCCACGGCCACGCCACGUGGAGCCUCGGCAGGAGAGAAGCUCUAAACAUCACCGUGGACCCCAAAGUCUUUCGGAAGCGGCGUUUCCGGUCUCCCCGCGUGCUGUUCAGCACGGAGCCCCCGCCGGUGGCCGGGCAGGGCCGGAAUUUGGGAUUUCUCAGCAGCACGGGGGCUCUCAACAGGACUGCCAGGAGCAGGAGGAGCACGCACCCCGUGCUGCACCGCGGGGAGUUCUCGGUGUGCGACAGCGUCAGCAUGUGGGUCGGGGACAAAACCACGGCCACCGACAUCAAGGGCAAGGAGGUGACAGUGCUGGGCGAGGUCAACAUCAACAACAACGUCUUUAAGCAGUACUUUUUUGAGACCAAGUGCAGGGACCCCAAGCCGGUGUCGGGCGGGUGCCGCGGCAUCGACGCCAAGCACUGGAACUCGUACUGCACCACCACCCACACCUUCGUCAAGGCCCUGACCAUGGAGGGCAAGCAGGCGGCCUGGAGGUUCAUCCGCAUCGACACCGCCUGCGUCUGCGUGCUCAGCAGGAAGGCGGCCAGGCCCUGAGCCCACGCCCUCCGACCCCCCUACCUCAGCCUGUAAAUUAUUUUAAGUUAUAAAGGACUGCAUGGUAUAUUUAUAGUUUAUACAGUACAGAAAGAACCUCAUUAUUUAUUAAACUCUUUUGGAAA
Lonchura striata (white-rumped munia) is the source of this 849-nucleotide messenger RNA. It is a transcript of the gene NGF, whose product is annotated as nerve growth factor. Lineage: Eukaryota; Metazoa; Chordata; Aves; Passeriformes; Estrildidae. The record is from RefSeq and is a predicted model, not a curated record. Gene Ontology annotation, biological process: modulation of chemical synaptic transmission; nerve development; neuron projection morphogenesis. Gene Ontology annotation, molecular function: growth factor activity; nerve growth factor receptor binding. Gene Ontology annotation, cellular component: axon; dendrite; synaptic vesicle.